UCAGCCUUGGCGGGCAUCAAACGCUGAAGCACAAGGCUUCUCGUUUCGUUACCUAACAUACGUACCUUGUUACUCCAAUUAUCCAAUCUCAACACCAACUUAUUAUCAUGACGUUGCGACCUCAACGGUAACCCGCUGUACACGAACCUCAACAUGGUCGUCCAGCAGCAUGUGCUAAAUUGGUUGUAUAGCGUCCUGACAAGUGAAUACCAAGAUGUGAACAGAACAUACAACGAUGUAGCUCAGGCAUUAUCUCAGUACCCUUCAUUGUCGCCGAGGACAGACGUUCACACUUUCGAUAAUGGCGUGUCUGCCCUCCUCCUACACCUCUCCGGUACCAUCCCCGUCAUAUUCCGUGGGACCACCUACCGAUUUCCCAUCUCGUUAUGGAUACCGCACGCCUACCCACGAGAGGCGCCGCUGGGAUAUGUCACCCCUGCCGAGAACAUGAUGGUGCGUCCCGGUCAGCAUGUUGAUCCUCAGGGGCGUAUAUAUCACCCAUACCUUGUGGGUUGGGCAGAGUUCUGGGAUAAAUCCUCUUUACUGGAUUUCCUUGCUAUCCUCAGAGACAUAUUCGCAAAGGAGCCUCCGGUGGUCUCCCGACAGCAAGCUCGCAUUGCGCCGCAACAGCAAUCUACUCCGACUCCGACUCCCCCACCAGUUCCGCCUUUGCCUCCGGACAUGUCGAGACAAACCCCCCACCAAAUUCCCUCCCCACACACGAACGAUCCAAGACCUCCUCCGCCUCCGCCUAAAGGCAGUGACUUACCUCAGGUGAUAUCUGGGCCAUCCACCGUCGCGGACGGGCCUCCGCGACCACCUCUGCCAGACGAAGUUCGGCGACGAUCCAGCCAGUACGGCGCUCCAGCGGUGACUAGCCCAGCACCGCAGUCGAAUCGACUUUCCAGAUAUGACGCUCCUCCUCCAUUACCACCCCAGCAAGGACCACUUCAUCCAACUCCAUCCUAUCAGCAACCACCCCCGAACGUGCAAUAUCAACCCCAGCCUCAGCAGCAGCAACACGCGUACCUGCACGGCGACCCUCCGGCCGGAUUCCCAGCGCAAGAUUCCCGGCGCGUAUCUAUAAUAUCCCCUGUCACCCCCAUCCCGUACAACGCAGCCGCCCCUCCCGGAUCGUCGUCAUACGGCGGCCCUCCACCAAGCUGGCAACAGCCCGUACCGCAGCAACCCCCGGCGCAACUCCACCCCAAGCCGCCUCCGCCUCCCGACCUAAUGGACGAACCUUUCUCCCUCGCCCUCCCUUCUUCCUCGGCUACCGACCUCCCGCCGCCCCCCAUCCCUCCCAACCCCGAGAAAGACGCUCUUCUGCGACAGCUUGCCUCGACCCUCUACAGCAUGCGCCAGAGCGCCCGUGCCCAAAACGAGUCCUCUCUCUUAGGUCUAGCCGCUCAACGCAACGCCAUGCUAGCCGCGCUUCAAAACCUCCAAUCUGACUCCGCCGCCCUGACUCCUCUCACUUCCAUGCUAGCCUCCAACACAGCCAUCCUUCAAAAUUCCCUACAGGAAGCGGACCGCGUCAUAUCCAGCGCGCAAACCCGCGAGCCCCCUCCUAUCGACGAUUUAUUGGUGGCCCCCACCGUCGCCGCGAACCAGCUGUAUGAUGUCGUCGCCGAGGAGCGCGCGCUAGGCGACGCUAUCUUUGUGCUAGGGAGAGCGGUCGAGCGCGGCAGGAUAAGUCCUGCCGUAUUUGCCAAGACUACGCGCAGUCUGGCCCGCGAGUGGUUCUUGAAGAAAGCCCUCGCGAGGAAGAUAGGGAGGGGUAUGGGACUUGUUGGGUAGGUUACUUUAUAAGAUAGGAGUGAGAAGUGAAUAGCUGGGUAUUUAGGUCUUAGGAUGAAGUUAGUAGUCCCUUUAGGUUGACUUUACCCAGUAACAAAGACACCUGGUUACAAUGAUGACGAAUGGGCUACUUUAGGAAGGUUACGCAAGUACGCAGGCGGUAUGUACUUGAGAUGGACCACGAAUGAGUCGUAUGGUAAUCUACGACAGUGAUGACAACCGACUAGGAAUUUACGCAGUCAGUCAGACAGCUAGCUGUAUAGUAGCUACGCCAAGAAAUAAAUGAGAGGAGUCGUUUCGGAACUCUUGCAUUACACCUCGAUAACUCCUUUCUAUCGCUAACUACGGAUUAACUCAUGCGUCUUAGG
Molecule: messenger RNA, 2168 nt
Organism: Annulohypoxylon truncatum
Lineage: Eukaryota; Fungi; Ascomycota; Sordariomycetes; Xylariales; Hypoxylaceae
Product: UEV-domain-containing protein
Exons: 4
Coding region: 154-1800 (548 amino acids)
Biological process (GO): protein modification process; protein transport; endosome to lysosome transport
Cellular component (GO): ESCRT I complex
Molecular function (GO): ubiquitin binding
Source: RefSeq, a predicted model, not a curated record